Pygoscelis adeliae (Adelie penguin) is the source of this 2044-nucleotide messenger RNA. RefSeq names its product tetratricopeptide repeat domain 30B (gene IFT70B). Gene Ontology annotation, cellular component: axonemal microtubule; intraciliary transport particle B. Gene Ontology annotation, biological process: intraciliary transport. The transcript has a single exon. Bases 1 to 1458 code for a protein of 485 amino acids. NCBI's taxonomy places the organism in Eukaryota, Metazoa, Chordata, Aves, Sphenisciformes, Spheniscidae. The record is from RefSeq and is a predicted model, not a curated record. Gene Ontology annotation, molecular function: intraciliary transport particle B binding; protein binding.
AUGCAAGUGUUGGGUUACUGCCCUGAGCUGUCCUACAACAUGGCGCUGUGCUGUUAUGCGGCCAAGCAGUAUGCCCCUGCCCUCAAACACAUCUCCGAUAUCAUAGAGCGCGGCAUCCACCAGCACCCAGAGCUCAGCGUGGGCAUGACCACUGAGGGCAUUGAUGUCCGCAGCGUAGGCAACACUCUGCUCCUGCACCGCACGGCCCUGGUGGAGGCCUUCAACCUCAAGGCGGCCAUUGAGUACCAACUGCGCAACCUGAAAGCGGCCCAGGAGGCGCUCACAGAUAUGCCGCCGAGGGCUGAAGAGGAGUUGGAUCCAGUCACGCUGCACAAUCAAGCACUAAUGAACAUGGACAACCAGCCCACUGAAGGGUUUGAGAAGCUGCAGUUUCUUCUGCUGCAGAACCCCUGUCCGCCAGAAACUUUUGGAAACUUGCUACUCCUCUACUGCAAGCAUCAGUACUACGACCUGGCAGCUGAUGUGCUGGCAGAGAAUGCCCAUCUGACCUACAAACUGCUCACACCUUACUUGUACAACUUCUUGGAUGCCAUUAUUACUUGUCAAACUGCCCCUGAGGAGGCUUUCCACAAGCUUGAUGAUUCAGCAGGGACACUGACUGAGCAGCUGAGAAAACUCACGAAGCAGGUACAGGAAGCUAGGCAAAAUUGGGACGAUGAAGCUGUGAAAAAGGCAGUUAAUGAGUAUGAUGAGACUCUGGAUAAAUACGUACCUGUCUUGAUGGCCCAGGCAAAGAUCUACUGGGACAUGAAGAACUACACAAUGGUAGAAAAGAUUUUCCGCAAAUCAGUGGAGUUCUGUAACGAACACGAGGUGUGGAAGCUCAAUGUGGCUCACGUGCUCUUCAUGCAAGAGAACAAGUAUAAGGAGGCUAUUAGCUUCUAUGAGCCAAUAGUUAAAAAGCACUAUGACAAUAUUCUCCACGUCAGUGCCAUUGUGUUAGCUAACCUCUGCGUUUCCUACAUCCUGACGAGCCAGAAUGAAGACGCAGAGGAGCUGAUGAGGAAGAUCGAGAAGGGAGAAGAGCAGCUGUCCUAUAAUAAUCCUGAUAAAAAUAUCUACCACCUCUGCAUUGUCAAUCUAGUCAUUGGUACCCUUUACUGUGUGAAGGGAAACUACGACUUCGGUAUUUCAAGGGUCAUUAAAAGCCUGGAGCCAUAUAACAAAAAACUGAGCACCGAUACAUGGUAUUAUGCCAAACGGUGUUUCCUGUCCUUGCUGGAGAACAUGUCCAAGCACAUGAUCAUGCUACGUGACGGCGUUAUUCAAGAGUGCGUUCAGUUUCUGAAGCAAUGUGAGCUGUAUGGAAGAAACAUCCCAGCUGUCAUUGAGCAACCCCUUGAAGAGAAGAGGAUGCACAGUGGGAAAAAUACAGUUACCUACGAAGCCAGGCUUUUGAGGGCGCUGAUGUAUAAGAUCAUUGGGUGGACUGCGUAAAUGGUGUUCCUGUACAGUAGAAAUGAGAACUUUGUGGCUGUUCUUGUCUUAUGCUUUUGAGGUGAUGCUCACCCUGGUAGUCCAUAGUGGUAUGGGGGGGGGUGUUCUUGAUUGCUUACCUUUAGAGAUUUUGUCCUGUAUUUUGACAACGUUCAGUGGAAAAUAGAAUAUUUGCAUGAAAUUAACAUGCACCAAAUAACUAGAGGCAUUCUCAGUCAUCUGUCAGGUUAAAUACACCUUAAGAUGUGUUGACCAAGAACUUCAUUACAGAAAUAUCAUAGUUUUCACCUAUAGAAUAUUUUAUCCUUCUGAAAUUUUGAUCAAGCUUCUUUUCAUUGGUUGACAGUUGAAAAUAAUUUGUUAUCCAUCUCUUUUAGCACAGAAAUUGAAGAAACAGAGUUGGUUUAAUUCUCUAAUUUGUGCCUGUGUGUGAAAUGUUUUUCUUCUGCUUUUUCCAAGGUAUUUUUAACAUGUUACAGACCAUGUUGAUAGUAUAUUUAAACACAAAAAAUGGCUUUAUAAUAAAAAAUCAGCCCUGCAAACACCAACAUUGCCUUCUGCUAACUCAGUAAAAAUGCACGAGUGU